CGAGUGGAUCACCGCCAUAUCGGGGCAAAUGGAUGACGACCGUCGACAUCUGGUGACGUCCACUUCCUGGAUUGGGCGCCUCAAAGUAAAAUGUGAGCAAAGCCACUCCGGGGAAGGAGAGCACCAGAUCAAGAGCAGUCCCGUGAUUGGUCGAGUUCUCCGUCCUCACUCCACACCGGCCACACUUGUCUGGUUAGAAGAAAACUACGAGGUUGCCGAGGGGGUCUGCAUUCCACGAAAUACCCUGUACCUGCAUUACGUGGACUUCUGUACCAGGAACACAAUGCAACCGGUCAACGCGGCAAGUUUCGGAAAGAUAAUCCGGCAGCAGUUUCCGCAGCUGACCACAAGGAGGCUGGGCACCAGAGGCCAGUCCCGCUACCACUACUACGGCAUCGCAAUCAAGGAAGCGUCACUUUACUUCGAAUCGUCCUAUUCCAGAAGCUCGGGCUGUGGGUGA
This is a messenger RNA of Ixodes scapularis (black-legged tick), 460 nucleotides long. RefSeq names its product transcription factor RFX4-like. NCBI's taxonomy places the organism in Eukaryota, Metazoa, Arthropoda, Arachnida, Ixodida, Ixodidae. The coding region runs from base 29 to 460 and encodes 143 amino acids. The record is from RefSeq and is a predicted model, not a curated record. The transcript has 5 exons. Gene Ontology annotation, biological process: regulation of transcription by RNA polymerase II. Gene Ontology annotation, molecular function: RNA polymerase II cis-regulatory region sequence-specific DNA binding; DNA-binding transcription factor activity, RNA polymerase II-specific.